Molecule: messenger RNA, 893 nt
Organism: Drosophila albomicans
Lineage: Eukaryota; Metazoa; Arthropoda; Insecta; Diptera; Drosophilidae
Gene: Coa8
Product: COA8 family protein CG14806, mitochondrial
Exons: 3
Coding region: 81-626 (181 amino acids)
Biological process (GO): intrinsic apoptotic signaling pathway
Cellular component (GO): mitochondrion
Source: RefSeq, a predicted model, not a curated record
AAACAGCUUUCAUAUAAAGCUCUUUAUAUGUUAAGAAACAACAACAAGUCUACACACAUGACAAUAUACGACAAAUAAAAAUGAAUAGAAACAGUUUGCCGCCUCGUACCAUAAGUAGUCUAUUAAAACAUUGGUCCCGACGCUAUGCCACAGAACAAACACAAGCGACACACGCACAGACGCGACCCAAGAAAAGUCCUGUGUACGUUGGUCUUACACAACCGCCAGAAGCGGAAUCGGUGAGUUGCGAUUACAUUGGACCACCAGAUGCCAAGUCUAAUCUGCGUCCGUAUGUGCGACAUUAUGAUGAGAAUGAAACCGAGAUGGCCAAGAAAUUGCGACUGCUGCGCAUUGAAGUCGAAAAAUGGAACAUGGAUUUCUGGACGAAGCAUAACAAACGAUUCUAUGAGGAAAAAGAUGAUUUUAUUCGUCUACACAAAUUGAAUGGAUCCGAGGAGCUGACGGCCGAUCAAAUGAGUGUGUUUUACAAAACGUUUUUGGAUAAGAAUCGACGCAUCCAUCUGAUGUACAACAUUUCGUGGUAUUUGAAAAACUUCGAUAUGCUGACAUUAGCAUUUGCUGUGCAUGUGCAAAGCACCGUAAAUCGAUUCAGAAGAAAGCCAUAGAUGCAACUGUAGAGAAUCUAUAUGUUUAGAAUGGAUAUGUUUUUAACUGCAAACACAGACACGAUCAGGAUUUAGUGUACAUACUAUAUAUUAUGCAAAAUUUGUUCAAAUUUAGUUUAAAUUGUUGUUUAUCGAGCAAACAAAGAUGCCGCUGAUCUGAUGCUAAGGGAUGUAUGUAAUGUAAUAAACGCAAAUCAAUUGUAAAAAACAUAUUCGCUUGUAAGUUUUGAAAGUGUUGUUUACAUUUACUUAAAAGUUAAAGAUACA